This is a messenger RNA of Gadus morhua (Atlantic cod), 4710 nucleotides long. It is a transcript of the gene crebrf, whose product is annotated as creb3 regulatory factor. Gene Ontology annotation, biological process: regulation of transcription by RNA polymerase II; response to unfolded protein. Gene Ontology annotation, cellular component: nucleus. The transcript is spliced from 10 exons. Gene Ontology annotation, molecular function: RNA polymerase II transcription regulatory region sequence-specific DNA binding; DNA-binding transcription factor activity, RNA polymerase II-specific. NCBI's taxonomy places the organism in Eukaryota, Metazoa, Chordata, Actinopteri, Gadiformes, Gadidae. The coding region runs from base 380 to 2650 and encodes 756 amino acids. The record is from RefSeq and is a predicted model, not a curated record.
AGAAAAACAAAACAAACCCGAGCUCUGCGCGUGGACUCCAUUGAAGACCGCCUGCACGUCAACAAACAGGACCCUGCACGAGGUCCCGCUCCGGACUAGACCCCCCCUUCGCUCUUCUUCAGUGGACCGAAGCACAGCGAGACCCCCGUCCAGCAGAACAGCCCAGCGGACCCCCAGCAGCCACAUCCCGUUCCCAGGCCCGCAGGCUGCAGAGACUGCAGAUCUCUGUGGCUACCCCACCCCCCCCACCCCCCACCCCACCCCACCCCCAGCACCCAGGCCCCCUGUUGCCCACGUCCAUCCUCACACCGUUGGGACUGGAGACGAGGCCCAGAGGUUGCCCCCUCCCCCCCGGGAACAUAUCCGGCUGAGUCUGGCGAUGCCUCAGCCUAGCAUCAGUGGGAUGGAGCCACCCUUUGGGGACGCAUUCGAGAACUAUUCAUUUGCUGACCAAGCCCUGACCAGUACUGACCUGCUCAGCAGCAGCUCUGACCCCGACUUCAUGUAUGAACUGGACCGCGACAUGGACCCGCGCCAAAGCCCCCGCGGGGACAGAGGGGCCGGGCUGGCCGAAGGCUGCACAGAGCACAUGAGUGGCAUGGGAGGGGAGUGCGAGGCGGUCUGCAGCGGAUCGGCCUUCGAGCAAUGGGACUCGUACUGGGAAGACCUGACCAGAUACACACGGCUGGCUAGCUGUGACAUCUGGGGCACCAAAGAGGUGGACUUCCUGGGUCUGGACGACUUCUCCAGCCCCUACCAGGACGAGGAGGUGAUCGGCCGCACGCCCACCCUCGCCCAGCUCAACAGUGAGGACUCCCAGCCGGUGGGCGAGGUGCUCUACCCCUCCGGCGAGCUGCUGCCGCCUGGCCCCCCGCCCCAGUGUCUGUUGCCCCCGCCCUCUGGUCACAAGAGGCCUCCGGGCUUCAGCUCGGGCCCGGGGCCCCCCGCCACGCGGCCCUCGCCGGCUCCUCCGUUGUCGCUGUCUCGCGCUUUCGGGGGCCCGCUGCCCGAUUUCCCUGAGGGUUCCCAGAAGGCCACCUGGCCGGUGGCCUCCAGCACGGAGAGCAUGGCCAAGACCCAGAGGCCCCUGACGCUCACCCAGGACCACGUCCACACUCAGCUCAAGACCAAGGCCAGCCAUCAGGCCAUGAUGGUGGCCCCGCCGUCUCACGGUGCACUCUUCGUACGGAAGGCUAAAGUCCGCGUGAGCGCCGGCCACCAACCACAGACGGACGUCCUCCACCGGUACCCAGAGGUCAAGGGGUCGGACGUCCCCCUGCCCCUCUCCCAGCCUCCAGAGGAGAUGGCCUCCACGUCAGGCAGCAGCCCGGCGGCGGGCGCGGCGGCGGCGUGCGCUCCUCUCCGCGGAGGCAGGGAGGGGCCGGGGAGGAGGGAGCCGACCGCCGCCACGGUGGGGAGGUCUGCGGCCGCGGCCCCCCAGACCGAGGCCCCGGAGAGCCACGCCCAGGGGGGCCACGCCCAGGGGCCGGGGGCCGUGGGAGUCGGCCUUGUUGGCGCCGACAUCCCCAUGGACGAGGAGAGCAGCGAGAAGAGCAAGGAGGAGGAACACAACUACUCCCUGUUCCUGACCCAGGCCAGACUGGCUGGCAGGGCCCCCCCCACCCUGGAGGAGGAGGAGGAAGAGGAGGAGGAGGAGGAGGAGGAGGAAGAGGAGGAGGAGGAGGAGGGUGAAGAGCAGGAGGAAGAGGAAGACGGGGAGGCGGCGGAGGAAGAAGAAGAAGAAGAAGAAGAGGAGGAGGGAGAGGGGCUAGAGCUGGACGAUGAAGACCACGAUGAGGGGUUCGGCAGCGAGCAUGAGCUUUCCGAGAAUGACGAAGAGGAGGAGGAGGAGGAGGAAGAGGACGACGACUACGAAGCCGACAAGGAUGACGACAUGAGCGACGCCUUCUCUGAACCAGGCUAUGACAUGGAGCUGGUGGAGGACAUCAAAGGCCUGACGGCCGGCGUGUCCAGCCGCAAGCGAGGGAAACGCCGCUACUUCUGGGAGUACAGCGAGCAGCUCACCCCCUCCAAGCAGGAGCGCAUGCUGAAGCCGUCCGAGUGGGACCGCCACACGCUGCCCAGCAACCUGUACCAGAAAAACGGGCCCCUGCACGGAAAGUACAAGCUGAAGAAGUCUCGGCGUACCGACGUGGAAGACCUGACUCCCAACCCCCGCAAGCUUCUGACCAUCGGCACCGAGCUCCGCAAGCUGAACAAGGUGAUCAGCGACCUGACCCCGGUGAGCGAGCUGCCGCUCACCGCCCGGCCCCGCUCCCGCAAGGAGAAGAACAAGCUGGCCUCCAGAGCAUGCCGGCUGAAGAAGAAGGCCCAGUAUGAAGCUAAUAAGGUCAAGCUGUGGGGGCUGAGCACUGAGUACGACCGGCUGCUGUUCGUGAUCAACGCCAUCAAGGAGGAGAUUGUGACGCGCGUGAAGGACUGCUCCCCCCAGGCCACCAACAUGGCCGACACCCUGGACCGGCUGGUCCAGGAGACACUUGCCUAUAAUGCGCUUCUCCUGGUCCUUGCAGUGUCCUCCCCCGUGGCCGGGCAGACCUCGGACUUUGUGAACCAGAUCUUGGAGAACACGGGACAGGGGGACCCCACGGGGGGCCUGGUGGGCCUGCGGGUUCCCACCUCCAAGUGCUAGACGUCGGGGGUCCGGUCCACGGAUAGGAGUGGCCAGUUACCACCGUACUAUGUCACUGUAACUAUGUCCUCCUGCAUGCCCCUCCCCACUAGAACCCACAAACACACAUACACACACAGACACACACACACACCACACACAAGCGCGUCCCUUCCCUUGUGUGUGUGGAUGUGCCGUGCACGCCUACCCUCUGUCCUCGCUGUCCGCAGCUGGGUCCCAGGGACCAUGUCCUCAUCUCACCACCGAUCGACGAGCCUGCGGGGAUGAUGUGUGGAGCCAAGGACAUUGCUGAUCUGUGGUGGCUGGUGUUUAGCGUAACGCUGUGUCUGGGUCUGUGAGGGCUCAGCUCUUUGGGUCAUGGCUGGGUCUAGGAAGGUGGCCGCUGAGGUCACCAUAACCACGUUUCACCUUGGAGACGGCCGUGUGUUUAACCGCGUCAACACCCGACGGGCCCCGGUCUGUACAACCAGUGCAGCAAAGCUAGAGCAUGUGUAAUGUAGAUGACCUGCUUCGAUGUAUGAUUAUGAAGUUACCAACGGAGCCCUGCUAUUCUACGUUUAGAGAGCCCAUCAAGAAUCCGACACAUACCAUUUAAGAGCCGUCCUCUCAAUAGAAAGAAAUGGGAGCGACGGUGCAAAGGAGCCCGCUCUGAUGGCUAGGAGCUCUGGUUUGAAUCGCCAUUGAGGAGCAGACAGCCAGGGGGCGCUAGAGGUGAACGGUUAUCUCUUCUGGAACCCUCCACUUCCCCUUUUGUUGUAAGAAGUGACUAGACUCAGUGUCUGGUUCAUACUGGUGUUUGAUCCCAGUUCUAUUCAUUGUGCCUUGUGUGUUGGGUGUGUGUGUGUGUGUGUGUGUGUGUGUGUGUGUGUGUGUGUGUGUGUAUGCGUAUGUGUGCGUGUGCGUUUGCAUGAGAAGGAGAGGUAGGGAGGAUAAAAAAAAAAGUAUGAAAAAAAGAAAACGAGAGACAUGAUUGGUCCAAGCUCCCGAAGGAUCAGCCAAUCAGAACCACUUGAUGUUGAGUGGGCGGGUCUACGAGCAACAUAGGUCACCCGAGGACAUAGCGUUGGGGUUGUGUAGUUCAGCUGUAAAAAUAUGUUCUGAAUGUACAUGGAAAAGGAACCUACCAACGUGUGAUGCCACAGAGUCUGUGUAUAUAGGAGGGCUCUGCAAAAGGUGACUUUGGUUUUUGGUACUCUUGUCUUUGGGAACGGGAGAGAUUAGACGAUAUUUUAGUUACAAAAGAAAAAAAAGAUUUGCACACUAUAUAUUUUGAUUGUUUUUGUACCAAAGACACAUGCAACGAAAUGGCGACUAGCCAGUAAAAGUAAGGAUUUGCACAGCUUACCUGACGCCGUAUUGAAUGUAACACGUGUGGGGGGGGCAGGGAACUUCGUAGAACUGUGAAAUUAGCUUGGGUCCAAUUCUGUACAGAAAAGGAGCAUAAAUCUACUCUUUAACUUUCUUUUAUUGUUUUCUUAUUUACUAAUGAACUUCCUACCAUCCUAGUGGGCUUCACAAGUAGACCUGUUGCUAAGUAACGCUUCAUUCCUGAGUCCUCCUGCUACUAGCUUGUUUGUGGUGGGUUUGAGUAGGACAAGCGCUAGUGGAUAAGCUAUAUUGGAUUUCCGUCUUGUUUUUGCUUUGUUUUGUCAAAGUUUCACUGACAAUAACCAAAAUGUUAUGUAUUUGUGUUAACUAUAUUUCUGUAUGGAGAUUUUGUUUAUGAGCAGAAUAUUAACUGAAUUGUGUUGAAAUGUGUUUUUGAAACACUGUAUAUAGUCACGCCCUAUAUCUUUGGUGAUUUGCCACUUUCUUUUCCAUGACAAUUGAUUCGUUAUGAAGCAUGACACAUUUCUAAACUAUCUUUGCAUUGGAGACGAUAAACUGAAUAGAAAGAGUACAAAAAAACAAGCAAAAAAAGGUCCUUGCUAUAUUUUUGUAUUUUAGCUGCCCAUUGGCUCUUUGCUGUUGGUUCGGAAGUGUUUCAUAGGAUACGCCUCAGCGGGGGGGCUCUCAUGGGGGGGGGGGGGGAGUUCUAACCUUUGACCCCCUCUGGUUUC